Molecule: messenger RNA, 2288 nt
Organism: Urocitellus parryii (Arctic ground squirrel)
Lineage: Eukaryota; Metazoa; Chordata; Mammalia; Rodentia; Sciuridae
Product: plasma serine protease inhibitor-like
Molecular function (GO): serine-type endopeptidase inhibitor activity
Source: RefSeq, a predicted model, not a curated record
GGCGACAAGCUGUCUGCUGGAUGGGGGCCGCUCCCUCACGUUGUCCACUCGAGAGCCUCAGGAAAAGCUGCUUCCCUAGAUAAGGCGCCCGGGUGGAGGCAGCCUUCAGGCGGGCGGGCGGAGGCUCGGAGGCUCGGAGGCUCCAGGAGCCUUGGAAGUUUGCUAAAGAACCCAAGCCGAGCAAGCUCCGAGAACUGCUGCCGGCACCCUCUCUGAGGACACCUUCCCACAUCCCCUCCAGGACAGCGGCAGCCGCCAUGAAGCUGGUCCUCCUCUUGUGCCUGACGCUGAUCAGCCCUCAGCUGGCCUCCCUCCGACGCCACAACUCUCGUGAGACAAGGAAGAAAAUCAAGGAACCCGCUGUCCAUGACACAGUGGCCCCCAGCACCAGGGAAUUCACCUUUGACCUCUACAGAGCCUUGGCUUCCAAUGCCCCUGGACAGAACAUCUUCUUCUCCCCUCUGAGCAUCUCCAUGAGCCUGGCCAUGCUCACCCUGGGGGCCCGCUCCAACACCAAGGCGCAGAUCCUGGAGGGCCUGGGCCACAGCCUGCAGCCCGACUCAGAAGAGGAACUCCACAACACCUUCCAGAAGCUUCUGCAGGAGCUCAGUCAGCCCAGAGAGGGCCUGGAGCUCAGCCUCGGCAACGCCCUCUUCAUGGACCCUAUAGUGAGCGUUCAAGAGGGCUUUCUGAGGGCCAUGAAGACUAUGUACCAGGCGGACAUUUUCCCCACCAACUUCGGGAACCCCACAGAAGCCCAGGAGCAGAUCAAUGACUAUGUGGCAAAGCAAACCAAGGGCAAGAUUGUGGACUUGAUCCAGAACCUCGACAGCACCCACAUCAUAGUGAUGGUGAAUUACAUUUUCUUUAAAGCUAAGUGGGAGACAGGCUUCAGGCCCGAAAACACCAAGGAGCAAGAUUUCCACGUGAACCGGGACACCGCCGUGAAGGUGUCCAUGAUGAACCGGGAGGAUCAAUAUUACUACUUCCUGGACCGAAACCUCUCCUGCGAGGUGGUGGGGGUCCCCUACGAAGGCAACGCCACUGCCCUUCUCAUCCUCCCCGGCGAGGGCAAGAUGGUGCAGGUGGAGAACGGCCUGACCGGGAAAAGGCUGGGGAAGUGGCUUCACUUGUUCACCAAGAGGCAGCUGGACCUUUACCUUCCCAAGUUCUCCAUCGAGGGCUCCUAUCARCUGGAGAAAAUCCUGCCCAAGCUAGGGAUCAGCCAAGUCUUCACCUCCCAGGCCGACCUGAGCGGCCUCACCAACCACUCCAACAUCCAGGUGUCCGAGAUGGUGCACCGGGCCGUGGUGGAGGUGGACGAGUCAGGAACCAAAGCAGCUGCAGCCACCGGGUCAGUCUUCAUGUUCAGGUCGGCCCGACUGGGCUCUCAGAGGGUCGUGUUCAACAGACCCUUUCUGCUGGCCAUCUUGGAAAACACGAACAUCCUCUUCUUUGGCAAAGUGACCCGACCCUGAGGGCAGUUUUCUCCUGGAAUUCACAGGCUCCACAGGGGGAGACAGGGGUGAGCAUGGCCCAUCUAUCUGCUAGUAGCUGGUGAUUAACAUAGGUUUAGCUGACUAUUGGGACAUCACAAAUAAUAAUAAGAUCAAUAUACUGGUGAUUACUUCUUACACAAUUGCAAGACAUGGGUGCCUUAGAGAAACCUGGAGAACAAUCGGUCUUGUCCUUGCUGUCCAUCAGUGGAGAUUGGCACUGAGGCUCAGAAAGGCCAGUUGACUCAUCCAAGCUCCCACAACAUUAGUACCCCAGACAGGCCCAGAGUUCAGGCCACUGAUGCUCAGAUCAGUGGUUCAAACACAUUUAGAAGACAGUUCCGGUUGCUGAGAGACACCAGGAGGCACAUUUUUAAGUCUUGUCCCCCAUCUCUCAGCAACAACUGUCAGUUCCUCAUAGUUUGGAAAGAGUUCUAGAUGGGGCUACUCACCCUGCUUUAACCAGCUGUGUGACAUGGGAUUCACACCGGCCCCCUCUGGACUUCAGGAUCCUCAUGUCUCCAGUGAAAGGAUCCCAAUAAAGGACCCUUGAAGUGUCCCAUGUCAGCCUUGGUUGACUUCAGCACAUUUGAGUGUUAGGUAAAACAGAGGCCAGGGUGGAAGUGUCCCAGUGCAGGAUUGCACUAACCGGUGAAUAGUUACCCUUUCAUGGGCCUGGCUGAGGAUGACAGAACCGAGGUCUAUUGCAAAGGGGAGAGGAGCAGCUGCAGACCCUGAUGACUAACCCUGUGAAUUUCAUGUCAGCAAUAAUAAUAAAGCAUUUUUCAAAUA